GAACAAAACUUCAAAGUGUAAAUGAGAUAAAGCUUCUGUUGCUGUUGGAAACAAACCUAACAAGUUCCAGUAAAAUAGUGAAAAUAACCCAAAAGUCCAAAUUGCCGACGAAAUGGGCAGGUGAUUGAUGGUGUGUCGUCGGUUUCACUUUAAUGAUCUCUGUUAAUGCUUUAAACCAUAACCUUGUCUUUUGCCCUUGAAUUUCUCGUUUGGAAGGGUCAAUUCUGAUCCAUCCUUUCCCUAGAGGAACAAGCAUUCAUUUAUGGCUCAUUAAAUUUGCAAUAGCUGGGACCCCACCAACCACUCACCACGCCUGUGUCCAAACAUCCGACCCAGAAAACCUCUAUAAAUGGCAUUGACAUGCAUUUUCAACCUCUAUAAGCAGUGUCUAGUUUUCAUUCUUUUGCCCGUGACUGCCGUUGAGAGUGAUAGGAUGUCUCAGGGAAGAGGUAGUGCAAUGGGUGCUGCAGCCGCUGUGCUGGGGCUGUUGUUUUUUAUGCUUAGCUGUGAGGUGGCUCAGGCAGCCACCUACAACGUUGGUGGUGCCGGGGGCUGGACCUUUAACGUGGUUGGCUGGCCCAAGGGCAAGCGCUUUAAGGCUGGUGACACACUUGUGUUCAACUAUAACCCACAGGCCCACAAUGUGGUAGUUGUGAACAACGCUGGUUACAACAGCUGCAAUGCCCCGCCUGGAUCUAAGGUAUACUCCUCCGGCAAGGAUCAAAUCAAGCUUAGGAAGGGACAGAACUUCUUCAUCUGCAGUUUUCCUGGCCAUUGUCAGUCUGCAAUGAAGAUUGCUGUGGUUGCAGCCUAACACUUUGCAGCAUUCAUGUCAAUCAAGCUUCAUGGCCCUAAAGAGGAACAUGUAUCAGUAUCGUAUAAUAAGGACCUAGAUGUAAGUUGGUUUGAAUAAAAGCUAUACAACCCUUUGUAUGAAAAACCCGAGUUAUCAGGACAGUGUACUACCACUGUCUUCUAACUCGAUGCCGGUUAGCACACUGGGUCAAGGCCUUCAUUGCAGCUUGGUCUUUGAAUGGGGUCUGUUAGUGUCCUUAACCACAUAAUCGAUAGCUUUCCGCAGCUUCUCUCCCAGUUGGUUUGAUUGAUUAUGUUUACUAGUGGUAAUGGAUUGUGGGGCCUUUGCUCGGCUGUGA
This is a messenger RNA of Diospyros lotus (date-plum), 1154 nucleotides long. Its product is annotated as basic blue protein-like. Gene Ontology annotation, molecular function: electron transfer activity. Lineage: Eukaryota; Viridiplantae; Streptophyta; Magnoliopsida; Ericales; Ebenaceae. The transcript has 2 exons. The record is from RefSeq and is a predicted model, not a curated record. Gene Ontology annotation, cellular component: plasma membrane. The coding region runs from base 350 to 814 and encodes 154 amino acids.